CAUGCCCUGAGCAUUACUGCUGUCCUGAUGCUAGUAUGUCUUUGGCUGGGAAUGCCACUCGGGUAUCUGCUUGAGCUGAUUUUGCCUCUGGCUGUAUGUGCCAUCGGUGUGUCCUACCUGCUGUCUAUGUAUACUUUGAAGUCUCUUCAAAGUAUUUGUCAAUGCAGUUACAUUGUAUUUGUAGGAAAUCCUCUGUAUGACUUCUUCAUGGAGCUCAACCCUCGGAUUGGAGAUUUCGAUUUGAAAUAUUUCUGUUAACUAAGACCUGGAUUAAUAGGCUGGGUGGUAAUAAACCUGGGCAUGUUAAUGAAAGAAUUAGAGCUGAGAGACUCUCCAUCUCUUGCCAUGAUGCUUGUCAAUGGCUUCCAGCUCCUCUAUGUGGCAGAUGCUCUGUGGAAUGAAGAGGCUGUGCUUACUACUAUGGACAUUGUGCAUGAUGGAUUUGGGUUCAUGUUGGCGUUUGGCGACCUGGCCUGGGUUCCCUUCACGUAUGGUCUUCAGGCCAUGUUUCUGGUUGUGCACCCACAGUCACUUAGUGCUCUUGGAGCAGCAGGGAUUAUUCUUCUAAUUGUAGACCUGUAAACUAUUGUCACUGCAACAGGGAAGCGUCUCUUGGUUUCAGGGUGGUGGGGGUUUGUCAGGCAUCCAAACUACUUGGUGGACCUUCUCAUGGCUCUGGCAUGGUCCCUGUCUUGUGGUAAGUGA
Molecule: messenger RNA, 705 nt
Organism: Carassius carassius (crucian carp)
Lineage: Eukaryota; Metazoa; Chordata; Actinopteri; Cypriniformes; Cyprinidae
Gene: tm7sf2
Product: transmembrane 7 superfamily member 2
Biological process (GO): sterol biosynthetic process
Cellular component (GO): nuclear inner membrane; endoplasmic reticulum membrane
Molecular function (GO): oxidoreductase activity, acting on the CH-CH group of donors, NAD or NADP as acceptor
Source: RefSeq, a predicted model, not a curated record